AUAUCUCUCGGCAGUCUAAUAUCUAGUUUUAAUAAAAAUGAAUUCCCAAAUGUUCUGUUGAAGCCUGUGCCCUGUCGAAGUGGAAACGUGUGCUCCUUAAUGGCUCUAGGAUGCACAAUAUUACCUCCUACAUCUUCAUCAACCUCACGAUUCUCACAUAUUUUCCCUCAAAUUUCUGCUCAAUUUAAAAUCAAUACAAGAGUCAAUCUUGUCGGAGUUCAAAGAGAUAUCAAUCUGAAAUCAGUCUCAGAAAACAUUAGCUGCACUUCUCUCUGUGUUGCGAGGCUGCCUAGAUUUAAGAAUUUGGUUGCAUAUGCUGGGAAACCGCUUAGAGAUGGAAGCACAGAGGCAAAGGCUACACAAUUGUCUACUGAAAGGCCAGAAGAGUCAGAAGCUGCAAAACAACUGCAAAAUGAUAUGGAGGAAAAUAGUGGUGUGAAUGCAUGGUAUGGAUGGGGUGCAGGACUUGCACUGUUAGGGCUUAUUGAAACAUCCUACUUGACUUAUAUGAAAGUGGCAGGUAAUGAUAUCUAUUGUCCUACGGAUGGUGGAAGUUGUGGAGAUGUCCUAAACAGCAGCUAUGCUUCUGUUUUUGGUCUUCCUUUAUCUUUAGCUGGCAUGGCUGGCUAUGGAAUUACGGCAUUUCUUGCUCUGCAGCUAUCGAAGAGGAAGGCACUGUUUGGAAUCGAUGAAGAUAAAGCCAGAUGGAUUUUUCUGGGGAUGACUAGCUCAAUGACAGCUGCAAGUGCUUAUUUUAUGUACCUUUUGACUGUGAAGUUGGAAGGGGCAUCUUGUGCAUAUUGUGUAACUUCAGCACUGUUGUCUUUGAGUUUGCUGUUGAUUUCUCUUAGGGAUUUCAGCUUUAAAGAAAUACAACAAAUAGCUGGGGUCCAGAUUAGCACAGGUGCUUUGGUAAUUGCAGCUUUAUCUACAGCAUACAGUAGCUCUGUCCCUGCUUUAGCUGGGAUAGAUGAUAUUGACUUACCACCAGUGGAGCCAGUUGUGACAACUCAAUCCAGUCCUGUUGCAAUUUCACUUGCAAAGCAUCUCCGUUCUGUGGGAGCUAAAUUGUAUGGAGCUUUUUGGUGUUCUCAUUGUUUUGAACAGAAGCAGAUGUUUGGUGCCGAAGCAGCAAAGAUUUUGGACUAUGUGGAAUGCUAUCCAACUGGGUAUCGAAAGGGAGUCCAGAUAGCAAAAGCUUGUAAAGAUGCUAAUAUUCAGGGUUUCCCGACUUGGGUAAUAAAUGGUCAGGUUUUAAGUGGUGAAAAGAUAUUUGCAGAGCUUGCUCGUGUUUCUGAUUUUGAUCAGGCUCAAUCUGAAUCUUGAUUUGCCCAUAUAAAUUAUAAGGUUUAUGUAUUAGAAAGAAAAAUGGCUCUUGUAUGGUUUUCAUGACUUUGUAAUAUGUCUUCAGCUCAUUUGUGCCUUAACUGGAAAAAUGGUCAAUUGCACCUCCACCUUAUAAAAUAUUUCAGAUAAAGAUCUUGAAAUUAGUACUGAAUAUUUUAUUCCUCAGACUAAAUUUUGGUAGAACUAAAUUACUAUGAUAAACAACAGGAGUUUACCAUAAAAACAGCAUCUAGCUGUUAUAUGUUGUGUAUACAUUUCACUUGUAAGUUGAGAUAAUUCCUAAUGCAGUUAUAUCUUGAGUCCAAAGUUUUUGAUA
Molecule: messenger RNA, 1663 nt
Organism: Cryptomeria japonica (Japanese cedar)
Lineage: Eukaryota; Viridiplantae; Streptophyta; Pinopsida; Cupressales; Cupressaceae
Product: thiol-disulfide oxidoreductase LTO1
Exons: 7
Coding region: 100-1326 (408 amino acids)
Molecular function (GO): oxidoreductase activity
Source: RefSeq, a predicted model, not a curated record